Messenger RNA from Linum tenue, 2040 nucleotides. Lineage: Eukaryota; Viridiplantae; Streptophyta; Magnoliopsida; Malpighiales; Linaceae. The record is from the annotation of a GenBank genome assembly.
AUUUCCCCCCUCUUUUCUUUCCUUUCUUCCUCAGUCAGCUAAGCUUUUACUGUGGCUCUCUCUCUCUCCCUCCCCCAUUUCUUUUUUUUCUUCUUCUUCCUUUCUUUCCUUUUUGUUUCCGUGUUUUUUUUCGUCUUCCUCACUCGGAACCCUAACCCAAAAAACAAUCAUCACCACCAGAGGAGAAGGAAGCAGCAACACACGCGAGCAAGAAAUUUUCUCAGGAAACAAACACCACCAACUCGUUCCCCGCGAUUCUGCUUCUUCUACUGGUUCAAUCUCGAUUUCUGGGUCUUAGCUGGGUCAAAAAUGCAGCACCAGCAGCAAAGGCUGAAGCAGCAGCAGCAGGCUUUGAUGCACCAAGCUCUCCUCCAGCAGCAGCAGUCUCUUUACCAUCCGGGCCUCCUCGCUCCGCCUCAGAUUGAACCGAUUCCGAGUGGAAAUCUGCCUCCUGGUUUUGAUCCAAGCACAUGCCGCAGUGUGUACGUGGGGAACAUCCAUACUCAGGUGACUGAACCACUUCUCCAAGAGGUGUUUGCCAGUACUGGCCCCGUCGAGGGUUGCAAGCUUAUACGAAAGGAAAAGCAGUCCUCCUAUGGUUUUAUUCACUACUUUGAUCGCCGAUCAGCUGCUAUUGCAAUAGUAUCUCUCAAUGGGAGACACUUAUUUGGCCAACCUAUUAAAGUUAACUGGGCCUAUGCUAGUGGUCAGAGGGAAGAUACCUCAAGCCACUUUAACAUUUUUGUUGGAGAUUUGAGUCCGGAGGUUACUGAUGCAACACUGUUUGCAUGCUUUUCCGUUUUCCCCAGUUGCUCUGACGCAAGAGUUAUGUGGGAUCAGAAGACUGGGCGUUCUAGAGGGUUCGGCUUUGUUUCUUUCCGUAAUCAACAGGAUGCCCAAAGUGCAAUAAAUGAUCUAACAGGAAAGUGGCUUGGUAGUAGGCAGAUAAGGUGCAACUGGGCGACAAAAGGUGCUGGAUCCAAUGAUGACAAGCAAAGCUCAGAUGCCAAGAGUGUUGUUGAAUUAACUAAUGGCUCAUCAGAAGAUGGAAAAGAGCCAAUUAACAGCGAUGCUCCUGAGAAUAAUCCCCAGUACACAACUGUCUAUGUUGGUAACCUUGCUCCAGAGGCUACCCAGCUCGAUCUCCAUCGCCACUUCCACUCUCUUGGUGCUGGGGUCAUCGAGGAAGUUCGUGUUCAGCGUGACAAGGGAUUCGGUUUCGUAAGGUACAGUACUCAUGCUGAGGCUGCUCUUGCCAUUCAGAUGGGGAACACACAAUCCCUUCUCUGCGGGAAGCCGAUAAAGUGCUCUUGGGGAAGCAAACCGACUCCACCUGGGACCAGUUCAAAUCCACUCCCACCUCCAGCCGCAGUUCCAAUGCCUGGCCUCACUGCAACUGAUCUAUUGGCAUAUGAACGCCAGCUAGCCAUGAGCAAGAUGGGCGGCGUUCACGCUUUGAUGCACCCACAUGGUCAGCAUCAUCCUCUCAAACAAGCAGGCAUGGGGAUGAGCGCUGGAGCAAGCCAGGCUAUUUAUGAUGGCGGUUUCCAGAGCGUUGCUGCUGCCCAGCAACUUAUGUAUUAUCAGUAAUAAUUUGCUCUUUCUACUCUUUCUGAGGCUUCGUGAGGAUUAAUGGGAAUAGAUAUUUUAGGAGAGCCUUUUCUUCUGUCUCUGGUGUGGUGAAAUGAGUGUUCACCCGCAAGAUAUAUAUAUGAUGAUCACUCGAGUGUGCAAUCUGUAUUGGGGAGAUGUAAUGCCAUCUGUAAUGUCUUUCUUUGCGGUGUUAUAACUUUUGGUCAUGGUCACUAUUACACUGUUGUAGGGAUGAGGGAGUUCAUGAUGUCAGUAAGGGGAGGGGAGUUCGGUGUUUUUUUUAGCAGUUUAGUAGUUCUACUGUACGAUGAUGCUCUCGUGAUUUGCUUUUACAGCAAUUUGUCUCUUGUUCAGAUGUUAUCUAAAGUACUGAAAGGCUUCAUGCCAUCCUUUUCCGCUUCCUUCCAAUAAAUUAGUGUUGACACUUGACUUUUUAUAUAAUUUCAA